UUUUGAUAUCACCUACCUGGUUGCAUGACAAAAUCUGGUUUGGUCUUUCUUGUUCUUUUCUUCAUCUAGACAGGCAGUGGUGGAAAGUCGCGGAUUAUGCAGGUGCUGCCGUAACGCUGUGGACAAAAACAAGAGAAGUAGAAUGGUAGACAAGUUCUUAAAUUGCCGCUACGCUAAACCUAAUGCGAAGUACGCUUUGAUAUGUUUCCCAUGGGCUGGCGGAGGAUCCAAUUUUUAUGCGCAGUGGGGUAGACAGUGUCCAGACUCGGUGGAGGUGUGUGGAAUCACUCUCCCUGGCCGCGAGUCUCGGUUUCGUGAUCCGUGUACCACAGACGCUGACCAGAUUCUGCAGGACACGUGUUCAGCCAUUUACAAGAAAUAUUGUAACACAGAUAUCAUCUUCUGGGGACACAGUAUGGGAGCGUUGUAUAGUUUUGAAACCGCACUCCUGUUGAAGAAAUUACACCACAAAGAACCAGUGAGAAUGUUUUGUUCCGGAAUUUCUGCACCACAUGCCCCAGAAAGGAAACACGUAGGCCAGACAGUAAAUGACAUGUCUGAAGAAGAGUUUGUGGAGUAUCUGAAAAAGCUGGGAGGUACGCCAGAGCAGGUGCUAUCGGAUCCGGAGAUGAUGACACUUUUCCUCCCUCCUCUCAAAGCGGACUACGUCAUGAUGGAGGGCUUCAAAUCUCCCAUAGGAGUAGAUCCGCCCCUUUCUUGCCCAUUACAUUUAUUUGAUGGUCAAGAUGAUGCCAAACAUAAUCUAAAAGCCUGGGAGGAUGUAACUUCUGGCAAGACGACAGUUCAGUUACUGCCCGGUGGUCACUUCUACCCCAAAGAACCGUCCAAUCAGAGUUUCCUAAUCUCCUACAUUACUGAAAGACUUAAUUGAUUAGUGGAUCCGCAAUGCACGCCUUUUGUUUAUGCAACAUGGACCAGUUUAGCUGUGUAUAAUUGUAUAUCGCAAUUAAAUUUUUAUACAAUU
Ostrea edulis (European flat oyster) is the source of this 985-nucleotide messenger RNA. RefSeq names its product S-acyl fatty acid synthase thioesterase, medium chain-like. Lineage: Eukaryota; Metazoa; Mollusca; Bivalvia; Ostreida; Ostreidae. The record is from RefSeq and is a predicted model, not a curated record. Gene Ontology annotation, biological process: lipid biosynthetic process. Bases 143 to 892 code for a protein of 249 amino acids. The transcript is spliced from 8 exons.